Molecule: messenger RNA, 972 nt
Organism: Naegleria lovaniensis
Lineage: Eukaryota; Heterolobosea; Eutetramitea; Acrasida; Naegleriidae
Exons: 1
Coding region: 1-972 (323 amino acids)
Biological process (GO): nucleocytoplasmic transport; activation of GTPase activity
Cellular component (GO): perinuclear region of cytoplasm; cytosol; nucleus
Molecular function (GO): small GTPase binding; GTPase activator activity
Source: RefSeq, a predicted model, not a curated record
AUGAGAAAACUCUCAGCAUCUGUUGAACAUAGUGUUGUUGAAGCCUCUACACAUUCAUCAUCAAUAAUGAUCAAUGAUCAUGAUGAAAAAGAUGAUUUCUCUCCGACAAGUUCAACCGAAAUCAAUGGACCGUUUGUUGAUGAUAUUAUUUUUGAAAUUCUUCAUUUCCUUGAUUCAAUGUUCAUUCUUCAAAUUUGUAUGAAAAUUUCAAAACAAUGGAGACGUGUAUCAUUUCAAAUUCCUCUUUCAUUGUCCUUCAAACCAAAUCACUUCAAACAAGAUGGUAAAUCAAUCAAACUUUUAGCUGAUUGUGAAUGUUUGAAAAAUUUGACUUCUUUGGGUCUAAACAACAAUCGAAUUGGUAUUGAAGGUGUUAAAUAUAUUGCUGAAAGCGAGUGUUUGAAGAAUUUAACUUCGUUGAAUAUGGAAUUGAAUAGAAUUGGCAAUGAAGGUGCUAAAUAUAUUGCUGAAAGUGAAUCGUUGCAGAAUUUGUUUUCUUUGAACCUGUAUUUCAAUGAAAUUGGCAGUGAAGGCGCUAAAUAUAUUGCUGAAAGCAAGUGCUUGAACAAUUUAACUUCUUUGAAUCUGUAUGGUAAUGAAAUUGGCGAUGAAGGUGCUAAAAAUAUUGCUGCAAGUGAGUGCUUGAAGAAUUUAACUUCUUUGAAUCUGGGUAGAAAUCAAAUUGGCAAUGAAGGCGUCAAAUAUAUUGCUGAAAGCGAGUGCUUGAAGAAUUUAACUUCUUUGGAUCUGACACGCAAUGAAAUUGAUAAUGAAGGUGCUAAAUAUAUUGCUAAAAGUGAGUGCUUAAAGAAUUUGACUUCGUUGAGUUUGGAAUUGAAUGGAACUGGCAGUGAAGGUGUUAAAUGUUUUGCUGAAAGCGAGUGCUUGAAGAAUUUGACUUCUUUGAGAUUACAUAUGACUGCAAGUGAUUGCUUGAGGAAUUUGAUUUCUUUGAAUCUGCAUUCGAAUUAA